This is a messenger RNA of Symbiodinium natans, 201 nucleotides long. NCBI's taxonomy places the organism in Eukaryota, Dinophyceae, Suessiales, Symbiodiniaceae. The record is from the annotation of a GenBank genome assembly.
AUGAGCUUCUUCCCCAAGGUCACUGAGACUUUCCGCUUCGCGCAGAUCUUCGUCACGAGGAGCUUGCUGAAUAACAAGCAGGUAGCCCUGCAAGCGAACUUGAACCUUGCCAAUGUGGGUGCAGCCGCCUGGCCUCCAACGACCAGGCUAAGGCUCAUCCACGGUGCUGGGAUGGGCUUGUGGGGCCUGCCGAUGGCUUAG